AUGAGUGAAGACAACCAAGUGCAAAUUGACACAAGGUUCAAGGAAAUUGAAGUAGAGGAGGCGCGUACGCCUGAUGUCCCCGAACAAGAAUGGAAACCAAGCAGGGAGGUGUUUCAAGUCCUCUUUUGCCUCUCAGUAAUAGGUGUGAUGGCCUCAUUGGACAUGACUAUCUUCCUACCUAUCCUUCCAAUUAUAGCCGAGGAGCUGAACGGCGACGCAACCAGCACCUUUUGGAGAGGUAGCGCAUACUUGGUUCCAUGCGCAGGUUUCCAGCCUAUCAUGGCUUCUCUAUCCGAUAUUUUUGGGAGAAGGAAGAUGCUUGUUGCCUCUCUCGACUUCUUCGUGAUUGGGUCUAUUGUGGGAUGUGUCGCUCAUAAUAUGACUACCCUCCUAGCCGGUCGUGUGAUCCAGGGUAUUGGAGGAGGUGGGCUCAUUCCGCUUGUCACGAUCAUCAGUACUGAUAUGGUUCCCUUGCGCCAACGGCCAAAAUUUCUUGCUAUUGUUCAAGCGUCUAUGGCACUGGGAACUAUUCUUGGGGCCCCUAAUCGGGGGUUGCUUUGCGGAUCGUACGAGCUCCUCAACAGGAUGGCGCUGGGCAUUUUAUAUCAAUUUCCCGCUAUCGGCUCUGUCAGGAUGUACGACGAGCUCUAUUAUCUUUCUCUGUAUUUGCAAUCCGUUAAAUUUAUGUCCGCCAUUAUGAACGGUGUCGGUGUGUUUCGUGGCCUUCAUUAUUUCCAAAACCGGACGGUACCGCUGGGCCCUCUGGUGUGGCUGGAUCGCUAUUUUUUGGCUACUGGUGUUUCUAUCCUCCUGCAAAAGAACACCCGUACAGCCAGCUGGAUCUUCAUCUUUGCUUUUGUGGGUUUUGGUCACGGUAUCCUGUACAAUGCGCUUCUGAUUGCGGCGCAGGCUUGCUCGCCAGCCAAAGAUGUAGCAUAUGCCGGGGCACUAUACAUAUUCUUCCGAACGCUGGGCUUUGCCAUCGGCGUCAUUAUCGGUGGAACAGUACUGCAGAACUUUAUGGCGACGAGACUUAGCGAUUUGGGACUUCCGACUGAUAUCGCUCACAAUGCGGAGGGUUAUGUUAGCACGCUUAGAACGUUGCCUGUUGGGUCUGCUUUACGCAAAGGUGUGACAGAUGCAUAUGUGUAUGGGUUGGACGGUAUUUUUGAGGUUAUGACGGGUAUUGGGGCCCUUGGCCUUCUGGCCACGCCGUUUGUUGCAAGUCGGACUAUGGACAAAUCUUUGGAGACUGAUCAUACCAUUCAUGGUGCGAAGGAUGAGGCAUGA
Penicillium malachiteum is the source of this 1290-nucleotide messenger RNA. Its product is annotated as efflux pump antibiotic resistance protein. NCBI's taxonomy places the organism in Eukaryota, Fungi, Ascomycota, Eurotiomycetes, Eurotiales, Aspergillaceae. The coding region runs from base 1 to 1290 and encodes 429 amino acids. Gene Ontology annotation, biological process: transmembrane transport. The transcript has 4 exons. The record is from RefSeq and is a predicted model, not a curated record. Gene Ontology annotation, molecular function: transmembrane transporter activity.